AGUCAGCCUCUUCCAUCUUUCUGCGUGCCUUCAUUGCUCAUUCGUUCAUUUCCCUCCGUCUCUCACCGAGUGCGCGCUGUUGUGUAAAAGAUGGCAGACGUUUUCGUCGGCACGUGGAACCUUAAGGAGAGCAAGAAUUUCGAUGAGUACAUGAAAGCCCUUGGUGUCGGUUUCGCGACACGCCAGGUCGGCAGCAUGACCAAACCCACGACCAUCAUUUCCAUUGAUGGUGAUGUCAUCACACUAAAGACCUCCAGCACCUUCAAGAGCACAGAAAUCAAUUUCAAGCUGGGAGAGGAGUUUGACGAGACCACAGCAGAUGACCGUAAAGUCAAGUCAUUGGUCACCCUUGACGGGAGCAAGCUGAUACACGUUCAGAAAUGGGACGGCAAAGAGACGACACUUGUCCGAGAAGUUGAUGGUAACAAUCUCACGCUGACACUAACUCUUGGUGACGUGGUCUCCACACGGUCCUAUGUGAAAGCAGAGUGAAGUUUCUCCCACAACUGUCUUUGUUCUUACUGAAAAAAGCUUUUGCCUUGUCAAAUGUGUUUCCAAAAGUUGUCAAUCCAUGUUCCAGGAAAACAGAAUAAAACCCUCAGAUUACGUCCACAAAAA
This is a messenger RNA of Ictalurus punctatus (channel catfish), 618 nucleotides long. It is a transcript of the gene fabp3, whose product is annotated as fatty acid binding protein 3, muscle and heart. NCBI's taxonomy places the organism in Eukaryota, Metazoa, Chordata, Actinopteri, Siluriformes, Ictaluridae. The transcript has 4 exons. The coding region runs from base 91 to 492 and encodes 133 amino acids. The record is from RefSeq and is a predicted model, not a curated record. Gene Ontology annotation, cellular component: cytosol; nucleus. Gene Ontology annotation, biological process: fatty acid transport. Gene Ontology annotation, molecular function: fatty acid binding.